GAUCAUUGAGAGUAGUGCACGUGUCAAUGGUUCUGUAAUCGCGUAUUAACUUUCGUGAAAAAAAUACUUUCGAACUUUUUUUUUUUCGUUUACGGAAACUACAUAAUCAGUGCUGUGCCCGAUUUACAGAAGAUAUUUAGUGUUUCUUGCUUUUAUAAAGGAGCUGUGUAAAGUUUUGUGCAUAUUGGAAUGUUGCUAAGUUGUGUAGUGUUUUGUUGGAGUUAGAUUGCGGAUUUUUCGUGAGAUAAAGUGAAAAACGUUCAGUGGAAGCAAAAGUGUGUGUUGUGAUAAGAUGAUGUACUAGUUCAUAAUGUUGCCACGGUGGCGCUGCGGUCGCAUCACGUGACAUUCGGAUCCAAAGAUGGCGGAGACCAGUCCCGCCACUUCUAUCAUAGAGGGCACCGUUAAAUUUCGCGAUGGAAAAAAGUGGAAAUCGCGAUGGUGUGUCAUGCGGAAGCUGUCUCCCGUAGCAGAUUGCGUUCACCUACAGCUGUACAAGGACCUAAAAGAGAGACAGAAGAACGGGCAGACUAAGGCUUCAUUAUCCUUGCAGCAGUUUCUUGGAUUUGAGUCAGGGUUCACGUUGGACAAGGAAUCGAAUACCUUGGCGAUAUUGUGCGAAGACGUCGUUCCAGUGUUAGCUUUCGAUACUAGAGAGGGAUUAAUACAAUGGAGGGUUAAGGUGCAACACAAUCUUGGCAGCAGUAAAGAGUUUGCCGCAAUCCUGAUAUCAUCGCCGCAGACGAACACCCGCGCCGGGCCGGUUCGCCUGCACGUCUGUGGCCCUAAGCUUGCUCUUUGCGGCUCGCGUCCGCCCGAAGUGCUGGCCCUCUGGGACGUGAAACUGCUCAGACGUUACGGCGUCGUCGACAAGCGGUUCUGUGUGGAAGGCGGCUCGCGGUGCGGUAAAGGCGAGGGUCUAUUUGUGUUUGCCGCCGAAGCAGGACGCGAGCUGACCGAACUCCUCAACAUUUACAGUCACGACGCCCAAUCUAGACUCAGCAUGGCUUCUAGAAGUGGAUCAGUUUCAGAAAAGCGUUUCUCCGAUACAAGCUCGUGCAUGGACGAGUGCUUCCACCCGUCGAUGAGGUCGGUGUCGCCGUCGUGGGCAGGGCCGGCCAGCCAGACCAUGCACUGCCUGUCCGACCUGGACUCGAGCGUGGACGGCAACGAGGAGAAGUUCAGAAGGCCCACGUCCUUGCCGCGCUGCUCGAGUUGCAUCGGGAAAAUUUGUCAUUUGACCAGAUCAUCAACGAUGUGCACACCAGGCUCCGUCAUGUCUCCAAUGUGGACCAUGGACAACAUUAUGGAGAAGCGUUCGGAUUCGGACAGAGCCUCGAUUUACUCCAGAUCCAGUGGGAGCGCUUCUGAAUACAGCGUGCCGCGGGGCUCCUGCAUCCUGGACAAGAGCUUCGACUCCAAGCGGUCCAGUCCCGUGGGAUGCUGCACGCCCACUAUCCCCGCCAAGAUCGGCUGUCAGUGCUGGCAACAGAAACCCUGUUGCUGCAAGAAGAGGGUCUUCAGUGGACCUUACGAGAACUACGACGUGCCAAAAAUUCCUAUGCCAUUGAUACAGGAGCACCCGUCCGACGGCUCCGACCCCGCCAGUCUGUAUGACACACCAAAGAAACUGAAAUGUCUCGUCGGGGGCCCGUGCGGUUGUGGACCAGGCGCCGACCCGCCCGCCAACUACGUCAACAUCGAACCAGCCAAACCUGAACCCGUCGACUACGGGAACUACGCCAACGUCGACCUCAGCGCGACCCUCGAAAAAUUCGAAAGCUCCAUACAGAUCCUGAGAAGCGCGGGCUUCAGUCAGGAGGAGCUCGACGCUCUCGAGGACAUACCGGAGAACGACGACGAUAUAUCGACGGCGACGAACAACACGGUGCACCAGACGGAGUACGGCAACGACCACGACGACUACAUGCAAAUGGAGCCGGCAGAAAACAGCUCCUCCAGCCACAGCAACAAGAACUACUCGGACAACCUGAGCCGGACCAGCCACGUGUCGGACCCCACGCACUCCGACCGGGACCCCACGCACUCCGACCCGGACUCCACGCUGGGCGCGCGCCGGUCCAACUCCGUGGACUUCACGAAGAAACACGACGAAGACCGCCUCAGCAGCCGCUCGUGCUUCACGCCGAUCGCGCUCAGGAGGACCUGUAAAACUGAUAACAUGAACGGCGGCUUGCAAUACAAGAAAUUGGAGAUCGUCGAGUCCAAAGACAGGCUGUUCAAGGGAUCAGAGUCCAGGACGGAGAAUACGCUCGUGGCAAAGUUCAGAGACGCGGUGAAGAUAAGGCGGUCCUCCAGCGUGCCCAGCAAGUCCGAAAAGAACAGGGACUCGUCCAGCUCCAACGACUCCGGCGUGUCCACCGGCUCCCUGAAGCACCACAAAGGUGAUUUUGAAUUCGAAACGCCGGUGACCAACUCCAAGUCCGUGAAGAAGCAUCUGAAGAGUAAGCAGACGCGGAGGGGCCCUGCCCCGGCGCAGGAGAUGAUUGUCAAGUCCAACUCCUCGGACCCGCUCAAGAACCUAACGUUCCAGUUCGACGAGGUCGCCACCCUGACCAGGGCUGGCUCGUGCGACGCCGACACUCUGACCAGGAGGAAGAAGAGGAACGCGGAGGGCGACGCCAGCGCGCGCCACAGCCAGCUCACCAACAAGAGCACGUCCAGCGGCGCCUCCGACACCUCGGACUACAUGGAGUCGCUGUCCGUCUCCUCGUUCAGCUCGUGCGACGCCGCCGCCGAGAGGCACUGCGCCCGGCCCCGCUCCGGCCGCGAGUACGCCAGCGCCGGCCGCGCCGCACUGGCCGCGCUCGCCGCCGCCCCCGCCGACACGCUCCAGUGAAUGAGUGCUCAUAACAUUAUCGGGUCGACGGUCCCAUUCGAAAUUUUGAAAUAGUCCGACUGGGGAUGAGCGUCCGACUCAUCAAAAUUUUAAUGCAUCAACCCGCCGCGCAAGCCGCCGCACUCGCCGCUGCGCCCGCCGACACGCUCCAGUGAGUGAGUGUUCAUAACAUUAUCGGGUGGACGGUACCAUUCGAGAUUUUGAAAACAGUUCGACUGGGGAUGAGCGUCCGACUCAUCAAAAUGUUAAUGCAUCAACCCGCCGCGCAAGCCGCCGCACUCGCCGCUGCGCCCGCCGACACGCUCCAGUGAGUGAGUGUUCAUAACAUUAUCGGGUGGACGGUACCAUUCGAGAUUUUGAAAACAGUUCGACUGGGGAUGAGCGUCCGACUCAUCAAAAUGUUAAUGCAUCAACCCGCCGCGCAAGCUGCCGCACUCGCCACCGCGCCCGCCGACACGCUCCAGUGAGGAGUGUUCAUAACAUUAUCGGUCCAACUCGCAAUUUUGAAAACAAUCCGACUUUAAUAGGUGAGGUUGGUUAGUGGGAUCCGCGUUAUGUGCAGGAUGAACCUUAUGUUUAUGAUGUACCGUAGAUUGAGGGGAUCGGGACCCUUUCCAAAUCCAACACAAAAUUUCAAUGGAUUUUCUUAGGGUAAUAUCAUUUAAAAUUGAGAUUAAAAUGGUUCCGGACUCUUAAAUUUUUAUAUACAAUUUUCAUAGUUAUUGUACAUCGUUCAUUACUAAAUAUACAUAAAAACUGAAAAAAAAACCAGCUUAACCCGAUUCGCCUUGGCUUUGGGGUGAAUCGGUUACGUAUGGGAACAAUAGAGUUUUUCAA
This is a messenger RNA of Bombyx mandarina (wild silkworm), 3697 nucleotides long. RefSeq lists its product as uncharacterized. Gene Ontology annotation, biological process: neuromuscular junction development; positive regulation of protein tyrosine kinase activity. NCBI's taxonomy places the organism in Eukaryota, Metazoa, Arthropoda, Insecta, Lepidoptera, Bombycidae. The record is from RefSeq and is a predicted model, not a curated record. Gene Ontology annotation, molecular function: protein kinase binding.